CUGUUUUAUAAAUCUUCAGACUUGCUGCUUGUCCAUCAUCUGGUUGCUUCACCCCAGCCAGCUCACUCUUGGAUCCUUAGACUGAAUUUACGGGACAGAACCGUGAAAAAUCCAUGACAAUGAAACCCUCAGAAAUCUUUCAAGUUCUAAUGAGAGAGGUAGAUUGCUGGAACCUCCCCAGUGACAAAGUUCCUAGUGAGCUACUUCUCAUUGGUGAAGAUGCCUUCCCAGUGCUGGUAAAUAAGAAAGGCCAGGUUCUCAUUGCUGCCUCUCAGUAUGGCAAGGGCCGCUUGGUGGUCAUGGGCCAUGAGGGAUAUCUGCAGCAUGCUGGGUUGAGCCAAUUUCUCCACAAUGCUGUAGAUUGGCUCAAUUGCUGCCCAGGUGCUCCCAUUGGGGUACAUUCAUCUGUAAAAGGUCUGGCUGAUAUCCUCUGUAACCCUUGUGUGGAAGUGAAGAUUACAGAUAAUGUCACAGAAUGUGUAGGGGUAUAUUGCAUCGAUGCCUAUGACCACAAAAUGGCCAAAGAACUAAUUCGGUUUGUGAAGAAUGGUGGAGGCUUGCUCAUUGGAGGUCAAGCUUGGCAUUGGUCAAGUCAACAUUGCGGUUGCAAGGUUAUUUCUGACUUCCCUGGUAACCACACUGCGUGUGUUUCUGGUGUGUACUUCACCAAUGAAUAUGGAGAUAUCAGCUGCCUUUCAGAAGUCUCUAAGGAAAUACCUACAAUUCCACUUCUAGUACGUUUUGGGGAAGACCUUUCUGAAGAGCAGAAAAAACUCUUAGAUGGAAUUUCAGAAGAGAACUUCUGUGUGAAUGUAGACACCUGUCAUAUCCUGGUGCAUGGAGCCUUGGCCUUCCCUCUGGCGCAAGUUAAAUCUCUUGACUGCUUCGUGGCAGCUGCCCGAUUUGGCCUGGGUCGGGUGGUGGUUGUUGCCGAUGAAAAUAUGGUUCUCAACCCUCAGAUGGCCCCUUUCCUGUGUAAUGCUGUUCGUUGGUUGGCAGGGGAGCACAAGUGUAAGGUUGGGAUUAACCCUGAUGUGAAAGAUCUGUUCCCCUUGCUGGAUGAAACUGGCCUGGAACGUUGUAUAAUACCCCAUGUCACUCAUUGCCUCAGUGUCUACUGCUGCCUGGCUGACAAGGACCAUGAGGCAAAAAAGCUGCGUGAGUUUGUGGCAGAGGGUGGGGGAUUACUGAUUGCGGGUAACGCUUUCAAGUGGGACUCUGAGAACUCAUGUAAAAUUCCUUUGGUUGAUUAUCCUGGGAAUAAGUUCCUUAACCACUUUGGCCUUGGUAUAUUAGGUGAGACUCUGACAGAACACUGCCUUUGCGCUAGUCCUGAGGACAGGAAGUACCACUUACGAGUGGCACUGGCCCAGUACCUGAGCCCUCAGGGAGGGUGCUUGUCAGAUACCUGGGGAGCAAAGCUGAAAAGGGAUUGUAAUGAAUUCCAGAAGAUGCCUCCAAAGGGAAUCCCUGCAUAUGUCUCCCUGCAAGAAUUCUGCAGCAAGUUUGCAGACAAAUGAAUCUCCAAGAAUAAAAGAUAAACCAAUGCUCCCCUAGCCUUAUGUUAGGGGGCUACUAAAUCCCCAUAAUAUGUGUGAAUGUAACUGCAAGGCAUAUGUCCCCAGCCAUGCUUAGCAAAAUAAUUCCUUAUUAAAAUUGUAAAAGAAACAUGUAAGUUAGCAUAGUCAUAGCUGCCCCCAGUGGUUACACCCUCUAAGACAUAAGGUUAUAGAGAUAAGAUUGACUGGGCCCCAAGGUUUUGGUUAAGCCCGUAUUCUAGAAGGCAUAAGUGUUCAUAGAUAAGCUAGGUGGCCUCAAGGUACUGCCUGAGCCUACCUUGUGUGUACCCCAGAUAAAACCCUCUCCCCUCCCCUUACCCUUCCAAAAAUUGUAUAAAAAUCCCAUGGUUUCAUUGACCUGUCAGCCAGCCUAGAUUACAGCAGACCAGCCAGCUUGGUCACUGAGGCUGACUCACUAACAGCACAGGAAGACCCAUCCAAUGCUGGCCAAGAGGAGCCACAAUGGAGCCUUGCUGGUAGCUGAGGUGCCCAAACUCUUUACGUGUAGUCUGUGGCUUUCUAUCCUCAGGAACCUAUCUUCAAGCAAGGCAAGAAGAGGUAACCUGGCGUUAGAGAUUUUUUUACCCACUGUUACAAUAAACAUUGUGUGUUGA
This is a messenger RNA of Dromiciops gliroides (monito del monte), 2173 nucleotides long. RefSeq names its product TRPM8 channel-associated factor 2-like. NCBI's taxonomy places the organism in Eukaryota, Metazoa, Chordata, Mammalia, Microbiotheria, Microbiotheriidae. The record is from RefSeq and is a predicted model, not a curated record. The transcript is spliced from 3 exons. The coding region runs from base 114 to 1520 and encodes 468 amino acids.